AUGUUGGCAACGGCUGGAUUUUUACCCUUUGGCACACUCACAUCUAAUUUGAUUGAAGUUACAGAAUCAACAUCAAGAAUCUGGGAUGAUGGUCCGGUAGCGGUGUUAAUUAUGAAGAUGUUGUUUGGUGAACUGGUGAAAUUUGAAAAGGAGCCAGUUGAUAAAUUUACUUGGUUGGAAAAUACUGCGAUCGAAAUGGGAUUCAUUGGUGGUGAGAUUGAACUGGGUUAUCUUCAGGGAGCUGACAGAGAAUUCGGGGCGUUGGGGUUCGUAGAGGACGUAGAAGCCGGCGCAGCAAAUGGAGAUGAGGAUGGAAGCCGUCGUAGUGAUAAAUUUUUUAUCACUGCCACCACAAAUGCCACGCCAUCUUGA
Fraxinus pennsylvanica is the source of this 372-nucleotide messenger RNA. NCBI's taxonomy places the organism in Eukaryota, Viridiplantae, Streptophyta, Magnoliopsida, Lamiales, Oleaceae. The record is from the annotation of a GenBank genome assembly.